AUGUUUGGCUUCUUGUUCCAUCGAUGGCGGAAAGCUUCUAAAUGUAAAAAACUGUUGCAGCAGCUUCAGUCUCGUCUUAAGCUACUCAAGAACAAGAACUACGCAAUUUCAAGACAUUUACGUGACGACAUUGCUCUCUUCAUCCGCAUCAAUGACCACACCCGAGCUCUCCUUCGGACCAAACAGCUACUCCUUGUCCAAAACUCGAUCUCAAUAUACGAUUUGUUGCUUCAGUUCUCUGACUUUAUCCUUCUCCACUUCUCCUCCAUUAGGAAACAUAGAGCGUUGGUUAAUGACAACCUUAACGAAGCGGUUUCAAGUCUUGUCUUUGCCUCUGCGAGGUGUGGUGAAUUACCUGAUCUAAUUGGCAUCAGAGAGCUUUUUCUUCAACGUUACGGUCAAAACUAUGUAACAAAGGCUCUUCAGCUUCUCCCUGGACAUCUUGUUAACAUUCAGAUCAAAGAGAAACUGUCGGUAACUACGGUGCGUGAGGAUUUCAAGUCUGCAUUGUUGGAUGAAAUAGCAAAAGAAUAUGGUCUACGUUUGGAAAUGUUAAUGCUGGAAUAUACACCAGAAGUUGAAAAACAGGUAAAUGAAGAGGAAGAGAAGAAAGUAGUGGAUUCGGAUUUUAAUAGUUUCUCAGAUGAUCAAUCACCAGAAGUGUAUAAAUUCAGUCUUUCGGAUGUGGAAGAAGAGAAGAGCAAGGAAGGGAGAUCAAUGGAGGAUGAUUACAUAGAGGAGACUGAAGUUGGAAAAGAUGAUCAUAGAGUAUUCAGAUUCAAAGAAAGUAGUGAAGAAGAGAGAUCAUCACUCUCAUCAUCAUCAUCAUUGUCAUCAGGAGGGUUUAAGGACAUGGAAAGUUUGAGGUACUAUAAGAGGCGAGAAAAGAUUCGUACAAGGAGAAGAUCAUCAUCAUCACCAACAACUUGUUAUCAUAUAGUAUACAAUGUGUUUUGGGUGAAGAAUGAAGAGGAAGAAGAAGAAGUAAGAAGAAGAUUAUUACCCAAACAUGUUCAUCCUAAGCUUCCUGAUUACGACCAAAUUGCUGCUCAGUUUAAAGUCCUUAGGACACAACAACGUAUGCAUUCUUAA
Messenger RNA from Brassica oleracea var. oleracea, 1092 nucleotides. RefSeq lists its product as uncharacterized. The record is from RefSeq and is a predicted model, not a curated record. The transcript has 4 exons. NCBI's taxonomy places the organism in Eukaryota, Viridiplantae, Streptophyta, Magnoliopsida, Brassicales, Brassicaceae. Gene Ontology annotation, biological process: protein transport. Bases 1 to 1092 code for a protein of 363 amino acids.